Malania oleifera is the source of this 2117-nucleotide messenger RNA. RefSeq names its product L-ascorbate oxidase. NCBI's taxonomy places the organism in Eukaryota, Viridiplantae, Streptophyta, Magnoliopsida, Santalales, Ximeniaceae. The transcript is spliced from 5 exons. The record is from RefSeq and is a predicted model, not a curated record. Gene Ontology annotation, cellular component: extracellular region. Bases 165 to 1898 code for a protein of 577 amino acids. Gene Ontology annotation, molecular function: copper ion binding; oxidoreductase activity.
AGACCAUUCAUCCAUUCAUUAAUUUCUUCGUAACUACUGGGACAAGCAAAUCAAAUCCCUUCAUUAACCAAAACCCAUUUCAAUUCUCAGCUCUUUUCAGUCACCCAGCUCUCCCCGGAUUGAUCGAUAUCGAUCCAGCUGGAAGAUUCUUGAAGAUCAAGAAAAUGGUUGAUCAUCAGCUUCGGUGGUUGUGCCUCUUUAGCUUAAUGUUAAUUCUGGCGAGGGUUCCUCCAAGUGUGGAAGCAGCCAGAGUUCGUAGAUUCAAAUGGGAGGUGAAGUAUGAAUACAAAUCUCCUGAUUGCUUCAAGAAACUGGUCAUUGCCAUUAACGGAAGAAGCCCAGGUCCCUCCAUCUUGGCUCAGCAAGGUGACACUGUAAUUGUCGAGCUCAAGAACAGCCUCUUGACUGAAAAUGUUGCCAUCCACUGGCAUGGAAUCCGACAGAUCGGAACCCCUUGGUUUGAUGGAACAGAGGGCGUAACUCAAUGCCCGAUCCUGCCUGGAGACACAUUCGAGUAUCGGUUCGUCGUUGACAGGCCUGGUACAUACCUGUAUCAUGCACAUUAUGGGAUGCAAAGAGAAGCCGGGCUAUACGGGUCGAUUCGGGUGUCGCUGCCCAAUGGAGUUUCCGAACCCUUCUCCUAUGAUUAUGACCGAAGCAUCAUCCUCAACGACUGGUACCAUAAAAGCACCUACGAGCAAGCCACCGGCCUGUCUUCCAUACCCUUUGGUUGGGUUGGGGAGCCUCAGUCACUUUUAAUACAAGGAAAGGGGAGGUUCAAUUGUUCCCUUCUAACCUCUCCAAGCUUAGAACCCGGCACCUGUAAUGCGACAAAUCCCGAGUGCUCACCCUAUUCGCUCACGGUAGUCCCCGGAAAAACGUACCGCCUCAGGAUUGGCAGCUUGACAGCUCUAUCUGCUCUCAGUUUCGCAAUUGAGGGCCAUAACAUGACUGUUGUUGAAGCUGAUGGUCACUAUGUGGAACCAUUUGUUGUGAAAAACCUGUUCAUCUACUCUGGGGAGACAUACUCAGUCCUUGUAAAAGCUGAUCAAAACCCUGCAAGAAAUUACUGGGCCACCAUAAACGUUGUUAGCCGGAAACCUGCAACCUCGCCCGGUUUAGCCAUCUUCAACUACUACCCGAACCAUCCUCGUCGAUCCCCUCCCACUGUCCCUCCCACUGGGCCUAUUUGGAACGAUACUGCACCGCGCUUGGCCCAAAGUCUCGCCAUCAAGGCCCGCCACGGUUUCAUCCACCCACCUCCCCUCACCUCAGACAGACAAAUAAUCCUCCUCAACACUCAAAACAAGAUAAAUGGUUACUUCCACUGGUCAGUGAACAAUGUCUCCUUCUCCCUCCCCCACACUCCCUAUCUCAUUGCCCUCAAGGAGAAUCUCACCCACGCCUUCAAUCAAACUGCACCUCCCGAAAACUAUGACGCUGCGAACUACGACAUCUUUCGAAAUGCCAGUAAUGUUAAUGCCACCUCCAGUGACUCCAUUUAUAGGUUGGGAUUCAAUACAACAGUGGAUAUUAUACUGCAAAAUGCAAACACUAUGACACCGAACAACAGCGAAACUCAUCCGUGGCAUCUCCACGGGCAUGACUUUUGGGUACUGGGGUAUGGGCUUGGGAAGUUUGACAAAGCCCGGGAUCCGGAGAAGUACAACCUUGUCGAUCCGAUCAUGAAGAACACGGUGGCUGUGCAUCCUUAUGGAUGGACGGCACUAAGGUUUCGGGCGGAUAAUCCAGGUGUGUGGGCUUUCCAUUGUCACAUAGAGUCUCAUUUCUACAUGGGGAUGGGAGUGGUGUUUGAAGAAGGUAUAGAGAAGGUGGGGAAGUUGCCUUUAUCUAUUAUGGGCUGUGGUGAAACAAAAGGCUUCCAUAGACGUCCAUAGUUCUGAAUUGUGAAGAAAACUUCAUGCCUUCAACUUUUUUAUUUUAUUUUAUUUAUUUUUAAGUUGGGACACAGAGAGUACUUGGAAGCAUAAAUUUCAAGUAAUGGAUUUGAAUUUGUUUGAAUUUGGAGGAAACUCAACACAAUCUUGUACUACAUUCUUGUUCAAAUUUGCACCAAUUUAAAUUUAAAAUCCAAAUGUAAUGCUCCUUGGCACAAA